Cheilinus undulatus (humphead wrasse) is the source of this 3448-nucleotide messenger RNA. Its product is annotated as vesicle-associated membrane protein-associated protein B/C-like. The coding region runs from base 176 to 904 and encodes 242 amino acids. Gene Ontology annotation, biological process: endoplasmic reticulum membrane organization. The transcript is spliced from 6 exons. The record is from RefSeq and is a predicted model, not a curated record. NCBI's taxonomy places the organism in Eukaryota, Metazoa, Chordata, Actinopteri, Labriformes, Labridae. Gene Ontology annotation, cellular component: endoplasmic reticulum membrane; plasma membrane. Gene Ontology annotation, molecular function: FFAT motif binding.
CACAACAGCGUUAGUAGCUCGAGUAGCACCAGUGACCGGGGGGACAGGAUAUCCACGCUGCUAAUUCAUUGAUAGAACAUCUCUAUAGGGGUUUCAACGCUCAACAACACCCUAACACGGGGGUAACCGACAGGAACUGGUUGCAGCUUGAUAACCCCGCUCCAGCUGUUGGGAUAUGGCCAGGCCGGAACAGGUUCUGCUCCUGGAGCCUCAGCACGAACUGAAAUUCAGAGGUCCUUUCUCAGACGUGGUCACCACAAAUCUCAAGCUCUCCAACCCCACAGACCGAAAUGUGUGUUUCAAGGUUAAGACGACAGCACCGCGCCGGUACUGUGUGCGGCCAAACAGCGGCAUCAUCGAUGCAGGAACCUCAAUCAACGUUUCAGUUAUGCUGCAGCCUUUUGACUAUGAUCCCAACGAGAAGAGCAAACACAAGUUCAUGGUCCAGUCCAUGUUAGCACCUCCUGACAUGACCGACAUGGAGGGAGUGUGGAAGGAGGCUAAACCAGAGGAGCUGAUGGACUCCAAGCUGAGGUGUGUUUUUGAAAUGCCUGUGGAGAACGAGAAAACGCACGACAUGGAGUCCAACAAGAUGAUGUCGUCCAGCUUGCUGAAGUCAGAGUCCUCGCUUCCUCCAAAGUCAAUGAGCUCCACCCUGGACGACGGGGAGGUGAAGAAGAUCAUGGAGGAGUGCAAGAGGCUGCAGAUGGAGGCUCAGAGGCUACGGGAAGAAAACAAACAGAUCAGAGAGGAUGAUGGUCUGCGGAUGAGGAAGAGCAACAUGAUGUCAUCUCAGCACUCCUCAGUUGGCAUGAAGAGAGAGGAGGGCUUGAGCGCCCGCUCAGUGGCCCUCAUCGUCCUCUUCUUUGUGGUGGGCGUCAUCGUGGGCAAGUUGGUCUUGUAGACAGCAGCACAGUUGGGUCGGCCGCAGCAUGCUUUCUGGGGGGAAGAAAAACAAACACGGGAUCUGGGGUUUUUUUGCGGAUCAGAAAUGCCAUAAAGUCGCUGGGUGGGGGGUGGUACUAGUUUUGAUUCAGUCUCAUUUAUGUAAAAAAUUUCAAAGUAAUGUAUGAGAAAAAAGAAGAAAACUGAUUUAUGAUCAUAUGAACAAACCUACUGUUACAGGUCUUGCCUCUGCGUAAUCAUCACAUAAUCAUUCUGGCCCGCUUCCCAAAGUUUCUUGUAUAAAGAUGAAUGGUUUUGUGGGUGGGGGGGUUACUGAAACAUGAUUAAUGCUUGUGAUUCAGACCAAUGGAUUUUCUAACACCCGCGAGGUAGUGUUGGUGCAAUUGGGUCAGUUUGCAAUUGUACGAAUGUCAUUUUAGUGUAUUGUUGUUUCUUUUUCUAAAUGAUGGAGGCCAGAGCCGAUGUAUAUUUCAGCAUAACCCCCUCUCCUUCCCCCCACUGUACAGUACAUCCAGGUGUUCCUUCCAGCUAAACCCCCUUUAAGGAAGGGAUUUACCAGAGAGAUGAUCCACACAGUUGGGGUUAUACACAGGGCUAUCAAACUGACUCGUCCAAUCAGAGGCUUUGUAAAAUCAGCUCAUCUUUGAUUGUAGAGCGACCGUGAUCAGUGUAUGAAACACUAUACCAUAGGUAUUUUCUUUCCUCAUGUUUUUAUUUUCACUCUACCGUACUCCUGUCACCUGUCACUUAAUGCUCACCACACCCCUAGAUGUCAAAGGGGGAUGUUUGAUUGCAUGCGUUCACACAACAAGAGUGUUGCAUCUGGACUUUUGCAUCUAAUUUAAUUGCUUUUUUAAUGGUGAUAAUAUGUAAUUUGGCUGUAGGUUUGCACAACUACAUUUUCUGAUUUGUUUUUUUUCUCUUUUGUGUUUUGUUUUGUUUUUAUGAUUUUAAGUAAAUUUUGUUUUUGUUGUUGUUGUUAGGGUUGAAGCAUUUAAGAAUAUCGCAGCUACCAGAAAUGAGCUCCAGAUUUGUAGGUUUAGAUCAUUUCUGUAAAUGUUCUCCAGAUGAAAGUCUUGCCUUGUGACCUGUUUGGGCAAGUUAUUCUCAGGCCAAGAUGGAGGUAUAUAUACGUAUAUUUACAUUUACACAGUACAAUAAUAUAUACACACGCACAGUCAGAGAAAGCAUGCAUACAUAUAGUAGAAAAAAACGGACAGGAGGUGCAUGUAGAGAUGAAUGGUUAUGUUUUCAUGUAGACAUCAACAACACCGAGGUCCAGUGUCCUAGCAAAGGGGCUUUGGUCUUUUCCUGCUCUUUUUUGUUUCCUACUGAGCCAUACAUUUGUUGACUUUCUAUUUUUGUUCAGAGCAAAUGUAUGUCAGAAAUCAACUGAGUGUUAUGAGCUGCCUGUUCUCCACUGCUGGUGAGUUUGCUGGGUUUUUUUCUUCCACUCCACUGCAGUCCACCUUUUUUGGGGGUGUUUGUGCAGCAUUUAUCCGUUGCUUAUUAAUGUUAUAUCCUCACUGCAUUUGAAGUCGUGUUUAUUUUAAUGCACCAAGAUUAAGUGUGUCUCUUCUUUGAUCUUCCUGCAGCAUACAGCACUUCUUAAAGUAAAAUAGAGAGAGGAGAGAGAGGUGUACAGCAGCCUAGCUUAAAGCCUUGAGGGGACCACAUGAUGACAUUGUACUGUUCUAACGCCAAUGGUUAUUUUCUCGUCAAAAUGAACAAACAAACCAUGAAAAAACCCUAAACUGUUAAAUUGUUUCAUAUCCAGAUUUGCAUGAGGACAAAAACAGUGACGUGUGCAUCUUACUUUGCAAUAUUUCACAGAAAAUUCCAGUUGUCUAUAUCAUUGAAUGCCUUUUUCCCUCACAGAGGGAAUUCCCUUGCUAAAUUGAAAGAAAUCUGAAAAAAAAGCCACCAUCUUUCCAUGUAAAGUGGAGUGGAACGUAAUGGAUCUGAGUGUAGGGUAAAUGAUUUAAAUAAACAUGAGCUUGUGUUUGAACUGUAUCUCUGUAAAGUUGUUGGGUUGAGGAUGACUUGCUGCUUAGAGGGAGGGCAGAGCUGACCUCGAGCUACAGUCCCGUCUUGGGUUCUUAGACCUGGGUCACAUAGUACUUGCAGAAAAUUCUUCUUGUUCAGUAAAUCCUGGUUGGAGCAUCAGAACAUUUUAACCAAGGAAAAAAAAUUUAAAUGUACCAAAAUAAAAUGCUAUGUGAUUAAUUUACAAGUAUCCUGCUUUGAUUCAGUAAAUGCAACUAAUCUGGCACUCCAAACAGGAACAGACAGACAUUGAUAAUUACUUGUAAAUACUAGCUGGUCCAGGCAUGGUUGUAAAAACACACUACACUGACCUGUUCUGGAGCCUGACCAUCACCGUGAUCAAUGUAAGCAGUCGGGAAACUGUUUUGUAUGUAUAUAAAUAAAUAAAUAAGUCUAUCUGAGAAGAUUAAUAUUCCUAGUCAAGUAGUCUCUCUGGUGUAUAAAACAUCCCAACCUGGUUGGACUAUGUAGCAUCUUAAUAAAUUAAAUGAAUUAA